AGGAGGGAAGGUGCGAGCGAGCGCGCGGGGCCCGAAGCGAGCCGGCGACGCGCAGAGCUGCCGAGCGAGCGCACGGCCGUCGGCGGCCUCUCCCGAACCGCUGCGGCUUCCCAGCGCUGUGAGUGGUCGGUUAGACCGACGGCUGGCUAAAUUGGUGGGAGGCUGAGCUGGUGAGAAGCCACUGGAAGAGACUCAGAGGCAACCAUAAUGUCGGUAAGGUUUCACACACUGCCCACCCUGCCUGGAGCUGUCAAACCGGGUUGCAGAGAGCUGCUGUGCUUGUUGGUCAUCACAGUGAUGGUGAACCCCGGAGCCUCAGGAAUGUGCCCCACGGCUUGCAUCUGCGCCACUGACAUUGUCAGCUGCACUAACAAGAACCUGUCUAAGGUGCCUGGGAACCUUUUCAGACUGAUGAGAAGACUGGAUCUGAGCCAUAACAGAAUUGGACUUCUAGAUGCUGACUGGAUUCCCGUAUCAUUUGUCAAGCUGAGUACCCUAAUUAUUCGUCACAACAACAUCACCAGCAUCUCCACAGGCAGUUUCUCCACAACUCCAAACCUAAAGUGUCUUGACUUAUCAUCCAACAGGCUGAAGUCAGUGAAAAGUGCCGUGUUCCAAGAACUGAAGGUUCUGGAGGUGCUCCUGCUCUACAAUAAUCACAUUUCCUAUCUGGACCCAGCAGCAUUCGGAGGUCUCUCCCACUUGCAGAAACUCUACUUGAGUGGGAACCUCCUCACACAGUUUCCUAUGGAUUUGUAUGUUGGGAGGUUCAAGCUGGCCGAUCUGACAUUUUUAGAUGUUUCUUAUAAUCGAAUCCCUUCCAUACCAAUGCACCAUAUAAAUUUAGUGCCGGGAAAACAGCUGAGGGGCAUCUACCUUCAUGGAAAUCCAUUCGUCUGUGAUUGCUCCCUGUACUCAUUGCUGAUCUUUUGGUACCGUAGGCACUUCAGCUCGGUGAUGGAUUUUAAGAAUGACUAUACCUGCCGCCUAUGGUCUGACUCCAGACACUCCCAUCAGCUGUCCCUGCUCCAGGAUAGCUUUCUGAACUGUUCUGAGAGUGUCAUCAAUAGCUCCUUCCAUGCUCUUGGCUUUAUUCACGAAGCACAGGUCGGGGAAAGGCUGGUUGUUCACUGUGACAGCAAGACUGGUAAUGGAAAUACUGAUUUUGUCUGGGUUGGUCCCGAUAACAGACUGCUGGAGCCCGAUAAAGACAUGGGAAACUUUCAUGUGUUUUACAAUGGCAGUCUGGUUAUAGAGAGCCCUGGCUUCGAGGAUGCUGGAGUUUAUUCCUGUAUUGCAAUGAAUAGGCAACGUCUGUUAAAUGAAACUGUGGAUAUCAUGAUAAAUGUGAGCAAUUUCACCAUAAACAGAUCCCAUGCACAUGAGGCAUUUAACACGGCUUUUACCACUCUUGCUGCCUGCGUGGCCAGUAUAGUCCUGGUACUACUGUAUCUGUACCUGACACCGUGCCCAUGCAAAUGUAAGUCCAAGAGACAGAAAGAUGCGCUGAACCAAGCCAGUGCCCAUUCUUCCAUUCUCAGUCCUGGUCCCUCUGGUGAUGCCUGUGCUGAUGAACGGAGGGGAGGUAAAAGAGUGGUGUUUUUGGAACCCCUGAAGGAUACUGCAGCAGGGCAGAAUGGUAAAGUCAAGCUUUUCCCCAGUGAGACCGUGAUAGCUGAGGGCAUCUUAAAGUCUACGAGGGUGAAAUCUGACUCUGAUUCAGUCAACUCCGUGUUCUCAGACACACCCUUUGUGGCAUCCGCUUAAUUGUGUGCCUGUGUCUGUCUGGUGUCAUGAUUUAAUCUCUCCCUAAUUUAACUUUGUGUGGUCCACAAAAUCCAUAGCAGGGCAGAAAUUGUUUUUGUCUUUUGAGAUAAAACCAAAUGGUGUCUUAAGAUGGUUGCUAGGAAAUGAAGCCAAGCACACUGGUUGCUUGCUGUGCUGGGAAAAGAGGAGGUUGCUUUUGAGAGUUUAAGUUCUGGAUAACAGACAGCGUCUUACCCUUCAGCAUCCUUGAUGAUUUCAAAGCUGAUCUGAAAACACCGUGACCAGCAUUUAUCCCUUUAUCGGCUCUCAAAGGAAAAAUAAAUCUAUGUAUUAGCAUUCUUUAAAAAUAGACUGUUAACUAGAACCAAAGUUGAGCUUUUCUGUUUUUUAGAAAAACAUUAGUGACUUCUUUCAUCUUUAAAGAUGUAGAAGGAAGAAUCGGUUAUUUAUGAAGCAUAAAGUUAGUCAAGAAUUAUCUUUUCAGACCAGAAUGGACAAACUCUGAUAACACCCACGGGGUUAUGCCACACCUUGUGUCGUGUGGAGUAAGUAGUGGAAAGGUGUAAUUGCUGAGCUGUCUCCCUUCUCCAUAUUCUUUAUGCUGUAUCCUGGUACAAAAGCUCCCACUGAACAAUUAAAGGUGUCAUUAUUUGUUGCCAAGAAUAUGUGUCGGAUAUCAAAAUGUCUGAGCAGCCCUCUAAACCUUCGUUCUGACAUGCUUUGUCCAUCUGCUUGUAUAUCUGUAAAAUCUUAAGUUACAUGAACUGCUCAGUGGGCCCAAAUGUGCUGGGAUUUGAGACAUCUAAAUCAGUAUAAAUACAUGUGCUCUGUGACUUGA
Messenger RNA from Phodopus roborovskii (desert hamster), 2605 nucleotides. It is a transcript of the gene Amigo2, whose product is annotated as adhesion molecule with Ig like domain 2. The transcript has 2 exons. Gene Ontology annotation, molecular function: protein binding. The record is from RefSeq and is a predicted model, not a curated record. Lineage: Eukaryota; Metazoa; Chordata; Mammalia; Rodentia; Cricetidae. Bases 208 to 1767 code for a protein of 519 amino acids.